Messenger RNA from Daphnia magna, 2443 nucleotides. Its product is annotated as malate synthase. The coding region runs from base 381 to 2081 and encodes 566 amino acids. Gene Ontology annotation, biological process: glyoxylate cycle. The record is from RefSeq and is a predicted model, not a curated record. Lineage: Eukaryota; Metazoa; Arthropoda; Branchiopoda; Diplostraca; Daphniidae. Gene Ontology annotation, molecular function: malate synthase activity. Gene Ontology annotation, cellular component: cytoplasm. The transcript is spliced from 12 exons.
UUUGAAAAACUGUAACGGAACUGGUGGUACUUGUGGACUUUGUCCCAUCUUCGUCAGCACUGUGCUGGUUGCCCAUUUGGCCAAUGAUUUUUUCUUUCUUUUUUGUGUGUGUGGUGUUUAUAUUUAUAUGGAAUUGAAACCGUGCCAGUUAGUUCCACUAGAAAGUUAGAAACGUAGCACUGGACGACAGCUGACCAAAGAAAAUGUCCAAGAAAAAAAGAAAUUCCGAAAAAAGAGGUAUUCCGACACAAGAUGGUGUUGUUUUUUAGCAGACGAUCGUGUUGAAAUGGACACUUGUUGAAUCGCGUAAAAAUUUGAAGACUCGUCUCAAACAAAAUAAAACAGUAUUUUCCUUCAGAACAAUCCUUUUAUUGUCGGAGAUGGGAACCAAUGCUGCUAGCUCAGCUGAUCGGCUGAAGGUUAUCCUGUCUCAUCUACCCAAAAAACCAGGAAAUAUCCCAUUUGAUUUUUUGGGAAGUAAAAAGUCUUUUGAAAUAUCACCAGCCCCAGAAGGAUUGGAAAGUGCAAUUACACUACUCUUCACAGAAGAUUGCCUAGAGUUUUUGGUGAAACUAGUUGAAACCUUUGAUAAAAAAGCUGAUGAGGUGCUGCGUCAGCGAAUAUUGCGACGGUGCGCCGUGGAAAGCGGCAAGAUGCCGGAAUUUAUUUCCAAAAGACCCAACAAAUCCAAGGGAUGGAAGAUUGAUGCCCUCCCACGCCGUUUGGUCAACAGAAAGUUGGACCUCGGUGAUAUCAGCCCCGCUAGGACUGAUCUGCUGGUGGCCGCCAUGAACGCAAAUGUUCAAGGCAUCCAAGUGGAUUUUGAUGAUGGCCAUUGCCCAUCGUGGCGAAAUCAACUUCAAGGCCUUUAUAACGUUUUCCUGGCUGUUAGAAAUCAGCUGCCCGGAACACACGCUCUGGACAAAGUGCCCGUGAUGAUGUUGCGUCCAAGAGCAUGGAACAUGAUGGAGCACAACGUGAUGAUCAAUGGUCGUGAAAUUCCCGGUCCUCUACUGGACUUUGGAAUUCUCAUGUAUCAUAAUGCACGGAUCAUGGCCGACUUGGAAUCCGGUCCCUUUUUCUACUUGUCUAAAGUGGAGAGUUCCCUGGAAGCCCGUCUUUGGGACCAGAUCUUCACGUGGACGGAAAACCAACUAGGGUUGAAAUUUGGCACCGUAAAAAGCUGCGUCUUGAUAGAAAACAUUUUGGCGACAUUUGAAAUGGAGUCUAUUCUUUACGAAUUACGUCAUCAUUGUAUCGGUUUGAAUUGCGGCAUUUGGGAUUACUCGGCUUCCAUUAUUUCUCUUUUUGGUCGUCGACCCGAAUUUGUCAUAUCUGAUCGUGUUCGUUACGUUAAUAUCGAUCAACUCUUCUUGAUUUCGUACAUCAAACUAUUAAUCAAGGUUUGCCAUAAACGUGGAGCCUUGGCCACAGGAGGCAUGGCCGCUUUAGUUUUAGACGGCGAUGCUUCCAACAACCGAGAAAACGUCAUCAAGCGUGUUUGUGAAAGUAAACUCAAAGAAAUUCGUCUGGGAUUAGAUGGUUUUAUGGUUCACGACCUUGGACUUAUCCCCCAUAUUAAUAAGCUUUGGAAUGAUCAUUGCUCAGGAGAUAAUCAAGUGAAAAUCAAGCUGCCAGCGUUCAAGAAAAACGCCGCUGAUUUGCUCAAAGUCCCUGUUGGCCAGGUUAGCCUUUCUGCCCUUGAACACAAUAUAGCAGUGGCAACUCUUUUUAUUGAAGCCUGGCUGAGACAAUCGGGAACAUUCUCGUUCCGUGGAGCUGUAGAAGACUCGGCCACGGCUGAAAUAUCUCGCUCACAAGUUUGGCAGUGGAUUUUCCAUCGGGUACCUCUGGAAGAUGUUGAAGGCACCCGUGUUUCCCGCCAGCUCGUCUUCGAUCUAGUCGACUCAUUUAGCCACCAAUUGUCCGUGUCCAUGGGCGAAGUGGAAAAAAAUCGCCUAAUGAUGGCGGUUAAGAUAUUCAAAGAGCUGGUGACUGCCCGAGAUCCACCCAUCUUUAUAACAACUUACCUGAAUAACCACUCAUGCUUUCUGAACGCUUGUCGGCUUUCCAAGCCGUGAGUGACGAUCCGAAAAAGAAAGAUUCAUGUUUUCGUCAUGUAGAAACUACAUGAGACCAUCUGACGCUUGGUGAUAGAACAAUAUGCGUCAGGGUAAUGUAGCCUUGAUUAGUGUGGAACUUAGAGAUGAAGUAGAACGUGGCUUAUUACGUAGACGUUCGUCACGCUUAACAAUUAAGGCUGGAAUACCGGCACUUUCUUCCAGCUGUUUGCGGUCGGUCCUUAUCCAUCUUGUUGCCACUAUUUAGAAAUAUACUCAUGGUUGUGUCAUUAGGAAUUCACUAACAUCGUUUUAUGGGUUGUUAGCUGUAUUUUGGCGGAUAAAUACGAUAAUACAGAUAUCAUAUAUAUAUUCGAUACUAA